AUGCUGACCGCAGCGCACAGCCAAAGCACGAGAAUAACCCUCUCGGCUAUCAGUUCCACCCAAUUGCACUGCGGUGGACCUACCGACCUUCGCGCUGAAUCAUCUCGGUUGCGGAUCCUGGAACUCCUCCCGGCCUUCGGUCAAUACUGUUUUGGGCUGAAAAACGUUCGAGUGACGGUGCCGACGGCCAUCAGAAAAGGUGAAGAUGCUCACCUGUACUGCAACUGGGAGAUGGAAGACAAGGAGCGGCUAUAUUCGAUCAAAUGGUACAGAGGACGAAGAGAGUUUUUCCGAUACACACCCCUGGAGCAACCCUCGAUGAAGGUUUUCAACAGCGUUAGCGGAGUUGUGGUGGAGAGCUCGCUCUCGAACGAAAACCUCGUGGUCAUCAAAGCGGCCAACCUUUCCGGAAAAUACAGCUGCGAAGUUUCGGCGGACGCCCCCUCAUUUCACACCGUCAUCGUAUCUGGCGAUAUGGAGGUGAUAGAACCUCCCCGGGACAUACCGAUGAUUCAGGGAACACAAACCAGAUACCGAGCGGGGGAUAUCCUUCGGGCAAACUGUUCUUCUCUGAGCUCGAAACCGGCUGCAAAUCUAACGUGGACGAUAAACGAUGUUCCGGUAUUACAGCAGCAGACACGAGUUUUCAGACCGAUCAAGGAUUCGGUAACGGGACUGGAAACAGCGAUUCUUGGGAUUAGCGUAAUGGUUUCGCACAGCCACUUUGUGAAAGGAAAGUUAAAACUCAAAUGUGAGGCAUCGAUACACCAGAUCUACCACGAGAGCACCGAACAGCUUCUGGAGGAGGACCGGCCCCGAAUAUUGGCCACCGGAUCGUCGAGCGGCCAGGCCAACAUGAAUCUCUUCCACAGCAGCGUCUAUGAUGGGGAGCUGACGGACCAGGGCGAUCGGUAUCUCACCAUGAACGGAUACAAAGCGGACAAGAGCUCUCCACCUUCCUCGUCGAGUGCCGGAAUGGUCGUCGGAUCGUACGUGAAAGUAUGCUGGAUAACAUUCUACAUCUGCACAAUCUGCACCGUCCUGUUGUAUUCGCUUCGAGUGGGAAUAUCCUGAUUGUACAACCUGAAGGAGAUUAUCAAGAUAUAAGACGUCGCCACGAGAAAUGUCUGCAGCAGCCGGCAACAUCCGGAUCCGGAAGGCGGUGAAGACGAGAGUGUGGGAGGAAACGAAACAAAACAACAGUCUGUAGUCUAGUGUAGUGUAGUGUUAGUUUAGCGUAGCAUAUAUUAGCAAUCCCAAACAACUACUAGACGAAAGCUAAUCAAAAAAUAAAUCGAAGAUAAACAGAAUUCAGGCUACAAAUUGAAAUGGUUCAAGAAGACAGGCGAAGAGUAGAAGAAGGGGGAAAAAGACAAAAGUAUCCCAACGAGAAUGAGAUAAAACCGAUGAAGAAACUCAGAUAAGAAACAACGCCAUCACUAGCUUCCAAGAUUGCUUUAUAUUUUAAAACUAAGAAACCAAAAAACAGAGAAAAAAAACUGGUAAACUACUACCUUCCAAAACGACGAAAAUCCGACAAAAAAAGGAAAUAGUGAGCGUAAAAUAAUUUUGGAGAAAAUGGAAACUUUUCAGAAACAUGCGCUAAAGAUGUAAAAACUCGAAACAGUUUGUGAAAGGGAGAAAAGCAAGAAAAAACUUGUGCAACAAAAGAAAGUCGAACACUACAGUUGAAUAAUGGAAUAGCUACCAGUCCAUUCGGGCCUUUUUCGGUGGGGAAAAUGUGGAAAACAAAAUCGUUGAAAAUGGAACCGGAAAGUUAUGUGCCCUAGGAAGAAAAAGAAUAAAAAAGUGCACCCAUGCCAUGCCAGAAGCAUCAACCCAUUUGA
Molecule: messenger RNA, 1847 nt
Organism: Uranotaenia lowii
Lineage: Eukaryota; Metazoa; Arthropoda; Insecta; Diptera; Culicidae
Exons: 7
Coding region: 1-1074 (357 amino acids)
Source: RefSeq, a predicted model, not a curated record